CCGCUUUUACCGAUAUACUAUUGCAAUUGAACAUAGCUCACUGCGAAGAUCCCUUUCACGUCAAUAUAUAGGUUCUGCGGUGGCCACGUUUCAGUAUCUCAAUUCCAUCCGUAGAUCCUCAUCGAUGAAGGGUUUUUAUCUUUCACCAAACGAUGGACUUACGCUGGCCUUAUAUAACCCGCCGACUGGGUAUAGCAUGUUUCCGCCCUCUCCCCAAGCAAGAUUGACCACCAAUGGCAGUAAGCCUCUACAGGUCUCUCAUUCAACUACAGUUUGUUCUCUGACAUACCCAGAGAAUCAUUGCGACGGCGGCCUGCCGUAUAUCGGAGAUCGCAUCUGCAUCAGGCAGGUCGGAGGCUGCAGCGGUUACCAGGCUUUUGUGUCGAAGUGGUCGAACUCGAACGGCGACGACAAAUGGUACCACAUCGCUGACAACUUUGGCCCCGCCGGCCAGUGGAACCGCAGCGGCUGGGAGGUCGCUGCUAUCGCGAACAGCUCUGAUAGCGAUCGCCGCGGCUUCUACGUGAAUUCGAAAAACGCCACUGUGUAUAUCACUAUCAGAUCACUGGAGAAUAUCGAGGUCGUCACUGCGAGACGCCCUUGAGAUGCUGUCGACGAUGCUUUCAUAAUCGUAAGCAGAAUACAAUCUUAGUUUGUAUUGAUUGACUAACUACACUCGUACGGCUACAGCGCUUGGAAGAGACGAGACGUUGUGCGGCACCCAAAUUUCUGCACACGAAUUCGAGAGCAAGGAUUCGCAUCAGGGGGCUGUGUGUGUUAUCGGGACUGGCACUGUAUUCACGCAUUUUGAACUUUCGCUAAAAUGGUACGGUCAUGUACAGUGGUGCGGCAGGUGCCUUUACGAAGGCAUCCAUAAAAGAAUAGUGGUAAUCGUAAGUGUGCUCGACCGGAUCCUUUCCUUUCCUUUGAAACACUUUCACCACACGACUGCA
This is a messenger RNA of Phanerochaete carnosa HHB-10118-sp, 953 nucleotides long. RefSeq lists its product as uncharacterized. NCBI's taxonomy places the organism in Eukaryota, Fungi, Basidiomycota, Agaricomycetes, Polyporales, Phanerochaetaceae. The coding region runs from base 197 to 604 and encodes 135 amino acids. The record is from RefSeq and is a predicted model, not a curated record. The transcript has a single exon.